ACAACUAGUAGAGGAGGACAACGAAGUACCGCAACGCCAGGCGGAGCCGCUUGGCUCUCGAAAAGUCGGGCCGCUGGCGUCGCCUACAUGCAGGCCGCAGCUACCCGGCCUCCCCAAGGGCGAAGGAACUGCGUGUCACGCAAACGCGCAGCCUUCGACCAGGCGGCAUAGGGCCCGCUGCAGCCUCGCGGACUCGUCAUGGCGACAACGGCGGAGUCGUCGUCGUCGAAGUCUCCCAAGCGCACCAAGUCGUUCUUUGUCGACGUCCAAGGCGUCCUCGCGCCGUGGAACUCCAACGUGAGCGACGUGCUCUUCGCCAUGAUGUACCGGCCUUACCCUGGAGACGUCUUCAUCAACUGCUACCCGCGCUCGGGCGGCACCUGGCUCAGCAUGCUGCUGUACGCGCUCACACACGGCGGCCGCCGACCUGCGGACUACACGGCGCUCUCGCUGGACGUGCUCUUCCUCGAACGCAUGGGCCGCAAGGUGGAAAACACGGCACCGCCCCGCAGACUGAAGAGCCACCUGCCAGCGAAGAAGCUGCGGCUUAGUCAGGCGGCCAAGUACGUGUACGUGGUGCGCGACUACCGCGACUGCUGCGUCUCGCUGUACGAGCAGAUGUCGACCAGGGCGCUCGACUACCGGUUCGCGGGCGUCACCUUCGAUGACUACUUGGAGCGCUUUGUCACAGGCGCGGUGGAGGACAACGACUACUUCGACCACGUGAACUCCUGGUGGGAGCACCGCAGUAGCCCCAACUACUUCUUCGUCUUGCUCGAGAAUCUCAAGAACGACUUUGAACACGUUGUGAAAGACCUCGGCGAAUUCCUAGGCGGCCCCGCCGAGCGAUUGGUGCGCGACGACCGCCGGCUGGAGGAACUGCGCCAACUGUGCACCUACGACUGCGCCCCCAAGACGCCGCCCAAGGGCGCCUCACUGUCGCCGCCGCCGCCCGAGUACCUCCGCGACGGCCGGUGCUACAUCAACUGCCUGAGCUGCAGCAACCGCUGGGAGGCCGAGCUCAGCGAAGAGCAAGCCACGAAGCUCGCGCAGUACUUCACCGAACGGACCCAGGGAACGCCGCUCGAAGACCUCUUCGGCUCGCUGGGACGCGGCAAAACGCAGAACGACGACGCCAGCUGCCUCGAAACCGUAUUACGUAAUGAUAAUUAACGCGUCUUUAAUGAUAAUAAUAAGGAUGAGUGUAGAUGGCAUCCUCCAUCGUUGUGGUCAUCUCAAGUACGUCAAGAUAGCGACCCAAGGAAUUGCAGGAGGUCAGAGAAGUCCGUUCAAAUAUAUCGCUGAAGGCCUGCAUCUUCCCUGAUGAAAGCCGCGAGCAAGAUCCAGUGCUCGAUCGGUGCGUGAAAUUCGGCUCCCAAAAGCUAGUGUUGUUUGUGCAUUCGUUGGUGGACUCUAUGAGAUGAAAUGCAGCAAGAGAAACAAACAGACCAUCCCAUACGGCCAAACAUGAGCUGAGUGUCUGUGUAGUUCAUGUUCUGAUGCAUUCAAUAGCGCCUGUUCUCAAUCCGUGUAUGUCAUAAAAAUUACGUGGUGUA
Dermacentor albipictus is the source of this 1556-nucleotide messenger RNA. RefSeq names its product sulfotransferase ssu-1-like. Gene Ontology annotation, molecular function: sulfotransferase activity. Gene Ontology annotation, biological process: sulfation. Gene Ontology annotation, cellular component: cytoplasm. Lineage: Eukaryota; Metazoa; Arthropoda; Arachnida; Ixodida; Ixodidae. The record is from RefSeq and is a predicted model, not a curated record.